Plasmopara halstedii is the source of this 3321-nucleotide messenger RNA. RefSeq lists its product as uncharacterized. The transcript has a single exon. NCBI's taxonomy places the organism in Eukaryota, Oomycota, Peronosporomycetes, Peronosporales, Peronosporaceae. The record is from RefSeq and is a predicted model, not a curated record. The coding region runs from base 1 to 3321 and encodes 1106 amino acids.
AUGGCUCACGAUGGGUCUUCAGACGAUGAUUCUUCCUACUUAGACACCCAAGAGUCUGCUGAUGAUGAGACGAUGCCACUUUAUGGCAAGAGCGUAAUGGAAGUCGAAAUGUCGCCUCUAUCUUCCCCUAAAUAUUCUUCAGAGCUAACAUCUCAAAAUCCGAUCGGCCGUCCAAAAGCUACAUCCGCUGCUGCAGCGCCAAUCUCAUCAUUAACCAGUAUUUUACACACCGUCAACUCCGAUGAAAUUUAUCAAGGCAUGGAAGCUCAGAGACGCACACAAUCGGAGAGCAAUCUGAGAAUAGAAGGCUUAAGCUCUGGACUUUCGAUCUCAAUUAAUUCAGCAAUUCCUGUGGCCUAUCUCACUAGCCCUGCACAUUCCGAAUCAGCACUUACAAGUCAACGGACAGCACCAUCUCCUCCAUCAAUUUCUGUACGACCAGCAGCUGAUACAAAACCAAGUGGAUUUAUGACACUUGGAGGUACUUUACUGGCCGGAAUGGCUGAUUUAGCAGGGCUUAAGUCACCAAAAGGCACAGUACAUAGAGUUUACGUAGUGUAUUCAACUCCAGGACCACUUUUUGUAGAUCUUUACUCUAGAGACGAUGGUACAGGAGCACGAGUGAGGGGAUUUCGACGCAAAGCUGAUGGGUCAAUGGCAGACACUGAAGCUUCAGGACGAGUUUAUCCUGGUGAUGAGCUUGUGAUGAUCAACGCUAUAACAGUCACAAAAAUGUUAUUUAGUGAUAUUAUUACUGCGGCAAAAAUGGCGACGUUUCCAUUAACUUUAGUAUUUCACUGUUACUCGACGCAUCGAGAGGAAUUUGAAAAGAACAAGACAAUCACAAGUAAACAAUCAAAUGGGCCGUUGCCUCCAAUGAGUCCAUCGAGCAGUAUUGGAUGGGGAGCAAGAUUAAAUCAAAUGACCAGAUCAGGAUCAUUUGAUCAAAAGACGAGUGGAUUAAAUACAAAAAUUGGGUCUCCCUCUCAUUCGUCAAAUGUAGAACCGAAUGGAGGAAAAUUUGGGUUUUCAUUAGGUGCAGAUGGGGUGAAAAAGAACAUAUUCCGUAUUAUCGGUAACAAGCCUGCACGACCAGAGGAAGAUGUGAAUAUUGUAAGAGGAUGGAUGAAUGAUCUGGCUUUAAAGCCACACAAUAAUUUGACUGGAGGACGUCAUCGAAAAGCGCCAUUGAAAACAAAUACGGAUGUGCUUCACUCGACACCGAUUGUCGCUGUGACUACUGGAGGGAGAUUUGUGGGUGUCUUAGACGACGAUCAAAAUGAAUUUGCACUCACGUGGUUUCGAAAAACACCAAUAGAAUUGGAGAUUCAACAGAUUAAAGGAGUGACUCGAUGUCCUUAUUUUCCAUCUGUGGACGAUGUGGGUGCGAUUAUAUGCUUACAAUGCGUAUCACUGCGUUUUCCUCAAAUCAAACGCAUAGUUGAAAUGCCAGGUCCGUUAGUACUCGAUCCAGCAGUAGGAGAUACCGUCAAUGAAUUACUAGAAGCGGGAGCUGGAUCGUUCUCUGCGACGCUCGCGAGCAAUGAACAUGAUAGCUUUCAGAUCAAGAUUUCGUCGGAUGCAGUGACAUUAGUUAAAAUUUCAGAAGACGAAGAUGAAGGAGGUGUGAUUGUGAAGGCGAUUUACAGCUCAUUUCUCCAAGUACUGCUUGAUCCUGCAGAUCAAUUACGAUUCACACUUAAAGUCCAGGAAUUUGGUGGGUUGUUAGGAAAUCGAGAAGGUGACGUGUGUGAUUUGAAAAACGAACAAACGCAGCUCCAGUCGCUGUCGUGCUUUUUUCUGGUAGCACAAAAUAGACAGAACCGCGACAUUAUGACGCUUUUAAUUCGCAAGUGUCGAGCUCGUGUGAUUUCGUUUGAACAAGAAGAAGAAGCGCAAAGUGACGAGCGUAAUCUGUUUAUGGAUCCAUCCUCUAUUGAAGAUCCGGAGUCUCCACUGUUAAGAUCACAUCCGUUUGAAUCAGAUGUGGAAGCUUUGUCACCAGUAGGAGCUUCAGGUGAGACAGCGAGCGAUACUGAUUCACCAGGUGCAAUCACAGGAGUAAUGUCGUCGCCGUUGACUGAAAAGUCCCUUUCACCUCAAGGAGAAGAGUGGUUGAUUGCUGAUUCAGACGCUCGACUCAUCGAUUUAGUUGGCUUAGAACCGGAAGAUUUCAGAGACAUGGUGAAGGAGAAAACCGUUGACUCCUUGACGUCUUCAUCGACUUUACAACAGGCUGCUAUGACAUCAAAAAAAAGUGAGGCUGGAAUGAUCAGCAACGGUAUAAAUGGCCACGACAGUUUAUUUGUCGAAGGCCGAUUGGCAGCACAGGACAGAGAGAUGGCUAUGCUUCGAAAGAAGAUCACUUCUGUGACUGUGUUACUGAAACUAGCUGAACAAGAGAACAAGCAAGUUGCUGCAUCCCUCGAGAUUAAAGAUAAUCGCAUUGAGCUUCAGCAACAGAAGCUUAGGCAGCUUGAAAAGCUAUCCGAGCAAUGCACCUCUCAAGCUCAUGAGAUCAGUGUCUUACGUACAAAGUUGAAGGUAGAGGAGAUGCGAAACGAACAGUGUCAAAAAGAGUUACAACAAGUGCUUCACGUGGCUGCAAAUCAUACGUUAGAGAUGCAUGACCAAGUCGUUCAAACAGAGGCACAGUUUUUCACUUCAGAAGGCUCUGAAAAUGGGACAUUGACUUCGUGGGAACGCGAUGCACAGUCUGGAACUGUGGCUAGAGUAGAUGCCCGCGAUUUGCAGCAACAAAUUCAAAUUCUCACACUUCAAUUAGAAGAGCUACAGGAGGAGCAGGUGGAGCUAAAGACCGAGCGUAAUAUGUUUCGCGCAAAGUCGCUACAGCUCUCCAAGGAACUUCGUAAAUUAAUGAAAGCAAACGACAAUUGCCCAUUAGACGACAUUGCGGCACAGUUGGCAGAGCGUCGUACACUUGAAGCAGAACUUGCUGUUGUCAAGGCGUCUGCAAAGAGAACAGCAGACGAGCUAAAUAACUUAAAGAGUUUACUUGUAAAUGGAGACAAAGAUAAAGGCGCGAAACGUCUUGCUGCUCAGAUCGUCGAACUGCAACGCAAAGUACUUCAGCUUCAAGAUUCUUUAAACGAAUCGAGAGAUCAAAAUGACGCAGUAAAACGCAUCAAUACGGCGCUAGCUUCUCGUCUUCAUCAAUUGCAACCAGAGACUCGUGGGAGUAUUGUUGACUUAUCUGCGGGUGAAGAUGAUGAAGAUGAUGGUGAGGAUGAUGAUGAUGAAGAAGACGAAGAAUUAACAGACGGUAUUGCGGCAUUCCGAAGAUCAUUGGUAAGAGAGUGA